Molecule: messenger RNA, 2976 nt
Organism: Haemorhous mexicanus (house finch)
Lineage: Eukaryota; Metazoa; Chordata; Aves; Passeriformes; Fringillidae
Exons: 4
Coding region: 1511-2536 (341 amino acids)
Source: RefSeq, a predicted model, not a curated record
AGCACCGAGCUCUGUCCGGCGAGCAGAGCCCACCCGUCCCGCACCCUCUGCACCGGAACCGCCCGCUCCAGCCUGGGAGCAAGCCCGGGAGGGGGAGAGGCCCGGGGAACCGCAGCUCGCAAAGCCGCGGGACAAAGUAGCAGCUCCACGGCGGUUUUAGUGCUCCUCGCCCCUUCCUUUCGGGGAGAGGGUGGAGCACAGCCCGUGUCAGCCCCACCGAGGCGCCCCGGCACACGCGGCAUCCCCGAGCGGCCCGGGCAGCGGGGCGGCUGCGGCGGCACACGCUGUUCCCGGGAUGGCAGCAGCAUGCGGUGGGAGGGCACCGCGCACGGAGGCUGGAGCCGCUCCACGCCUGGCGAGGAGACAGCUGGGCCUCCUCCGGACCGGCAGAGCGGGGCUGACUCAGCUGCCGGCGCUGCCGAGCCGCGCCUGGGGCUCCACGUGCCCCCGCAGCCGGCCCAGGUGCGCGGCCCGGGGCCCCGGCAGCGCCCCGAGGAGCCGGAGCAGCGCCGGGACGCGCUCGGCAGGCAGCAGCUCUGCCAAAGGCAUUCCCAGCUUGGCACGGGACCUGCUCCCCAGGCAAGAAGGGACACGAAGCCGCUGACACGUUUCUUCCUGUUCCCGUUGAAAACUGCGUUGGAGCAAGGCUGACAGAAAUCAUGUGCUGGGUUUAACAGAUUUCUUCCCAGAAUGAGGCUUCGGCUCAGAAGGGGAGGAUGGGAGGGUUUAAAAAAUUAAUACAGAAUUCUGUUUGCCCGAGAGUACUGUCACAGCACACUCGGACAGGCUGCCAGGCCCCUCAGCACUCCUGGCCUGCCAGAGUCUGAGCUGGUGCCCCUUGGAAAGCAGCAGUCUGGUUUGUGUGAUCACAAAUAUCCACUGCAUGGGGAAAGGAUUUACAAACCAAGUACAAGAAAAUGCUGCCCAUCUGUUAUGAGUGGGAACCUUCAAACUGCAGCAUCACAAACUAUCGCCCAGGACUGUGGGGAGGAAAAAAGGAGGGAAGAAAAGAAAAAGGGUUGGAAGCUGUCCCUCCCCUGCUGUGUGUCCGGCUGGCUGCAGGCUGGAGGGACACUGACCUGCCGGGCAGAGGGGAGUGGGCACUGCCCCGGGUCUGGGCUGGCAGGUACCAGGGAGGGGAGCACUGCUGGGUGCUGCAGCAGGGAGAAGUGCAAAAUGCCAGGAACAGGAAAGGCCCACGGUGCAGCCGUGAGUGUGGAAUGACACGGCACAGGCAUACCAAACACAGAGCAGGGCUCUGGCAGUUUCUAACGCUGGGUGCUGCCCUGCACCUGCACGUUAGGGCAUCUCGGGGCGUGGGGCCGGCCCCAUCCUGUCCCCUCCGGUCUGAUCCCGGGGCCGGCCCCAUCCUGUCCCCUCCGGUCUGAUCCCGGUGCCAGCCCCACAGGAGGGGGCAGCGCUGGCCCCGGGCAGCCCCAGCUCAGGGGGCUCACGGUCCCAGCUGCCCUGCUCACCCUGCGAGCCACCCAGGGCUGGCUCAGGCUGCAGGAUGGCACCCAGGGGAGCCGGCGGCAGCCCCGCGGGGCUCAGCAGUGGGCACAGGACACAGCCCUGCCUCCCUUCCCCUGAAAAACGAGGGGCUGUGCCGGCACCUGCCGAGUGGCGGAGCCGCGUGUGGGAACUCGCAGCUGGAUUACGUUCUUGCUGCCCUGGAAGCACCCUGAUGGCUGAAUUCCUGAGCAAGAAAACAGAUUGGGAAAGAGAACAUUGCUCAAUGCACCUGCUGGUGACUCAGAAGGCACAGACCCGGCACGGGGGUACCCGGAGGCAGCAGGGAAGGACCCUGGGGGACCAGCCCCUCACUCUGGUAGGGAAUUGGCACGCCAGGCUCGACUCUGGCCUGAGCCCCGGCCUGAACCACUGCCCAGGGCAGGGAAUUCCUGGGGCACUGGGCUGGGCUUGGCACCCGAGUCCUGGCCGGGUUCUGGGGCCAGAGCUGCCCCAGCAGCAGCAUCCUCCAGCCCCAGCCUGCCCUGGUGACACAGGCACGGCCAGCAAGGGGCCUGUCACAGGAACGGGGGGCUCAGCAGCUUCACUAGGGAAGGUGCCCGGCACUGCCAGGCCACAGGGAGCUCCUUCAAAGGAAAAUGAUCUGGAUAAACCCCGAGAAAGGGCAGCCCAGACCCAGGUGUGCAUCUCACAGCAGAGACACACGUCCUCUGAACAGCGUGGAGGCGUUCUGGAGAACAGACAGGAAGCAACUGAUACCGGAAACCACGAGCUGAGGAGCUGGAGCCAGCAGCAGCUGGCAGAGCUGGGAGCAGAGGUGAUUCGAGCUCUUCCCCAGGCUCCUGUUCCUCCCUCCCUGAAGGCCAGAGUCCUCCCCCAGCUGAUACGGUUGUCAUUGCUGCUCCCGUGGUUGUCAUUGUCCGGCCCUGGCCAGCGAGGUGCCACAUUCCCGAGGGGUGGCAGGGACAGCGAGGUGCCACAGCCGCAGCUUCCCGAGCCGCUUUGGCAGCAGCUCCUUCUCGUGGCUCUGCUGGGCACCCGAGCCGCUGAAUCCUCCCUGCGGUGACAGAGCUGCUGCUCCGCGCCCGAGCCCGCCGAGCUGCAGGACAGAGCCGGCCCGAGGGGCUGGGGGAGCCCUGGGACGGAGCCGGGAGCCACCGCGGCCACUGCCGAAGUUCGGGAGGAAAAUCGAGCUGGGGUCUUUUUGCCGGUUCUGAACACCGGCACUGCUCGGCACGCUGUUUGCCCUUGGCAGCUAAAUGUGGCGAUAAAUGAAAUGCUGGUGCCAUCCUGAGCACGGGACAAAGGGAGUGCAGGGGACUGGGUGCUCAGCCAGCAGGAAUGGGGUGUCCAGGUGUGCUGAGCCGGGAAAUGGGGCCAAGGGACCUGUCUGGGAAAGGCCAGUUCAUGCUGGGGGCCACAGGAGACACCCGGAAUCCCCCUGGAAAGCAACGGCCCUGAGAUGUUUCCUUCAAUCAAUUAAAGUUGUGAUGUUGUGAUCAAAAA